AGUACCUGUCGCGAACAUUUUUCAAGUGUUGCUUGAAUUGUUUAACAAUGAGUAAAAGAAAGUUAGGAAUAAUGACUGGGAUUGGAACAACAAAGCAACCCAGGCAUUGGUCACUAGGUCUACUAGGAUCUAUGGAAGACCCAGAAUCUAUCGUGAAAAAGACUGAUAGAGUUGUUGCGAUUCGUGAUAAAUAUCCGAAGGCAAAGAUACACUACCUUAUUCUUCCCUUUGAAGAUAUCAACAGUAUUCACAAGCUCAACGAUACUCAUGUUGGUUUAUUAGAAGAAUUUGGAAAAUUGUAUCAAGAACUGAAAGAAGAACAUAUGGACAGUUCACUGCGUGCCGGUUUUCACGCUGUACCGAGUAUGCAGAGACUGCAUAUGCACGUGAUAAGCACGGACAUGGUUUCCCCUUGUCUUAAAACAAAAGUGCAUUGGAACAGCUUCACUACAAAUUUCUUUAUACCUUAUCAAGAUGCACUCAAAGAGCUCAAGGAAAGCGGCUCUAUCAAGAAAAUAUCUAGUGAAUUGCAUAAAAGCCUAAUGGCAACAGACCUUGUGUGCAACCAAUGUGAUUUCAAGCCCAAAAAUAUGCCACAACUCAAAGAGCAUCUACUGACCCAUAUAAAAUAAAUUGUAGGGUUUUAUGUUCAUUUAAUGUUAACAUUAAGUAUUGCUGGUCUAACAAAAUGUUAGUAGUAUUCAAGUUACACUUCAAAAUUAUUUAAUCUUAAGGAACUAUGUGAUGUGAUUCUGAAUGUUGAAUGGCCUUUUCUUUAUAGAUGUAUCUAUCAUUAUUACCAAUUCAAUUUUUUUGGAAAGUAUGGUUUUGUAGAUUCUUCAGACAUAUUUUGGAUAUUAAGAUGAUGGCACCAGAGUUAAAAAUAGUAAAUUCAGUAGAAAGCCUAAAUAUGUACUGUAAAUACUAGAUCCAAAAUUACCUGAUUAUACAGUCAUAUUACCUUUAUUAUAUGGUUGCAAAUUGCAAUUUCAUAAAGGAACCUUUAUGAAACUGUAAGACAAUUUUGUGCUCUUUGUUUAGUUCUGUCACAUACAGCCUAAGUGAUAUCUUCAUAUCCUAAAAAAUAUUUUGAUGCAUGAAAAAAAUUGUUGAAAUAAAACACAGGAGAUAAUUGCACUAAUUUCAUUGCAAAAAAUUUACAAGCUGUAAUUUUGUCAGUCCAUGAUUUAAGCUUAAACUAAUUAUUAUGACUGAGUAACUAAACAUUUGAUUGACUAAAAUGUUUAAAAUAUUGACCACAGUGCAAGUUCAUUAUGUUAAGAAAAUGUUAGUUUUAAAUUAACUAUAAAAUUAAUUACAUGUUUGGGUAAUUUGUUCUAAAAUAUCACAUACUUAUAUGUGAUAACAUGCAGGGAUAGUAUGUAAGAUAAAUUUUUGUUAUAAAAAUAUUUAUUUCCUAUUAUUUUAUUUUGUUUAAAAAUUAUCUUAUAAGUUUAUAGAACUUUUUUAAUUUCAUUAGUCUUAAAAUAACUACCUACUUAAAAAUAAAAAUGCAUGUCCAAAAAUUAUUAUAAGUCGAUUCAACUUACAGAUCUGAAAUUGGUUAAAUAAAUACAAGUUUAACCAAUAAAUUUUGUACUAUUUUGUGAUGAUCCUGUUGUCAUGUUCACCAUGUACAUAAAUUAUAAAAGGCCCUGUUAUGUUAAACAAAUAUUACUUAUAACUUGUUACCUAUGAAAGGUAACUUACUUGACCGAGGACUGUCAUCCAGUAUGCAACUUGACUCUGUGCUUACACUGUCAUCGCCGUCAGGAGUAUUGUACAGUGACAUGUUUCGCCUUUUAAAAGUUUUCUUAGAGGCGGACAAGGGAGUGGUGCUCUCAUUUACACUGUCAGCAUUAUCUGAGACAAAAGAACUCCCUGGAGAGAAUAUUACGUUCUUUUGAGAGUCAUCAUCUUCAUGUUGGCUUGGAGUACUUGGAGCCGGCAAAAAUAAUUUUGUUGUUUUCAUUGGAGUUUUAGUAACUACAUUUUCACUUGGAACCAACUCUGGUACUGAUGGCAGAGUUUCCAUGCAUGGUUGUGACAUCACUCUGCCUAACCGAGCCAGUACAACCUGUACAGGGUCAUCAAUACCUAAUUUUUCACAUAACUUUGCAGUUUGUGGGUUUAAAAUUGGAUUACUUGGGGCACGUUUUGGCGCUCUUGGAUCAUAAAUGGGUGCAGUCUUCACAAAACUGUCAUGGGUAAUCUUUAAGUCUUGCAAUAUAUUCACCACAGCUUCUUUUUCUUCUUCAGUAGGUGUAAAAACGUAUCUGAAACAGCAAUGGAUAAAUUGAAAUUAUGUUUAAGUAGAAUAAUUAUCAUAAAGAAUAUUAUUUACAUCAUAAUAAUUUGGUCACCCUAUUGAUUGACAAAUGCCAAUAGGCCGUUGUAAGCAUUUAUUAUUAGUAAAGUAUAUUAGAUGUAUUAGUGAUGUUGCAAAAUUGACUUUCCACUAAAACAAAUGAUUGUUUUAUAAUUAUGAAGGUUAAUUUUUUUUAAGAAAAAGAGAAUUGGUUUUUUACCAAACUAAACAUACUACUAAGUAAAUAAUAAAAUGCACAAAAUUUAAA
Plodia interpunctella (Indianmeal moth) is the source of this 2576-nucleotide messenger RNA. It is a transcript of the gene Aptx, whose product is annotated as aprataxin. Gene Ontology annotation, biological process: single strand break repair. NCBI's taxonomy places the organism in Eukaryota, Metazoa, Arthropoda, Insecta, Lepidoptera, Pyralidae. Gene Ontology annotation, cellular component: nucleus. Gene Ontology annotation, molecular function: double-stranded RNA binding; single-stranded DNA binding; mismatched DNA binding. The transcript is spliced from 2 exons. The record is from RefSeq and is a predicted model, not a curated record. The coding region runs from base 48 to 632 and encodes 194 amino acids.